UCUUUCCGCGUCGUAGAAAGUCAAUGAAGAAAAUGGACGGUUUUGAUUGAUUCACAUCUGAAACGAACGGUGAUUAAGGCGUCUGUGACCAACCCUGAGUACGCCUGGGUACAGAUGAUAAAGCUAGGGUUCUCGUCCAGUCUGCUUUGUUAGGUUUUCUUCCAUUUUCCCCGGCUGAAGUCGUUUCCGUCGGGAUUUGUGUUACUUUGUGCAAUUGGAAGAAGGAAGAGGGGAAAUCGUGGAAUUGGAGCAGUAAUCGGGCAGCCAUGACUGACUAUAAGCAGGAACAAGAUAUGGAAAUUGAAGCUUUAGAAGCCAUUCUCAUGGAUGAUUUUAAAGUUUAAUCGUUAUGCCAGAAAUUGAUCCUAAUGAAAGUGGCCUAAAUACUUCAAACCGUUGCUUUGAGAUAACUGUUUCGCCUCAGGAUGAUGAAGCAGAUGAAUCAACUAAGUCGCAAGUUCGAUUGGCUCUGAUUUUCUCUCACACAGAAAAUUAUCCAGAUGAACCUCCACUUCUCAAUCUGAAAAGUUUGAAAGGACUUCAAGCAGAAGAUCUUAAAAUUCUGAAUACUAAGCUGGCGACAGAGGCGGCUGAAAAUCUUGGUAUGGCCAUGGUCUACACAUUGGUUACAUCAGCUCAGGAGUGGCUCUCUGAAAGAUUUUCUGAGGAUGCUGGGAUUGAGGAUGAUGAGGAUGACGAGGCCACAAAAGAUGAGAUUAUUAUACCACAUGGAGAACCGGUUACUGUUGAUACUUUUUUGGCCUGGCGUGAGAGAUUUGAAGCAGAAUUAGCACUUGAAAGAGCCAAGUUAAUGCCAGAUUCAGCACUUGCUGCACCAAAGGAGAAAAAACUCACGGGACGGCAGUGGUUUGAAACUGGAAGAGCUUCCAUGAAAGGUUCUGCCCCCGUUGCUGAAGACAACUCAGAUGAAGAUGAGGAAGAUAUCGAUUUUGAUGAUGACGACUUCGAUGACGACGAGGAAGAUAUGCUCGAUCACUAUCUUGCAGAAAAAACGGACGCAUCUGCUCAUUCAUCAAGGAGAGCUAAUUAAGCGAAGUUGCGGAUUUGAUGAUAUUUAUCACUCCGAAACUGGUAACAAGUUUGGCAUCCCGACGCAGGCCCUUACGGUAUACGGAAAACUUUAAUGUCCAAGUCAAAAGUCUCCGUGCCUCGACUGUAAGUUAUUUUCAGCGUCGGCAGACGAGGUUAGACAAGAUGAGCAAUUCCCAUAACAGCUUGGAGAUUAAAAGUGUUGGCAUGAGCAAUUUUGUAAAACUUAAAUGUUCACCAUUACCCUUUCACAUGUAUACUUCCAUAUACCGUAACGUGAGAUAUCUAUGAUGGUUUGAUUGUUCGUUUUAAGAAAGUCGAGAGAUAGAGGAUUUUGGAAUUUUCGUUUUUGUGAGAGUAAUUAAGCAUUUAAUAUGAUAUUUAGGGAGAGUAAAUAUGUAUUUAUUGUAGUAUUUUUUAUUUUUUUGUUUUUUUGGGGAGUGGGAGGGAAUUUAAUUAUGAAUAAUAUCAAGAAAUCAUUUUAAUUG
This is a messenger RNA of Andrographis paniculata, 1538 nucleotides long. RefSeq lists its product as uncharacterized. Gene Ontology annotation, molecular function: protein binding. The transcript is spliced from 11 exons. The coding region runs from base 350 to 1051 and encodes 233 amino acids. The record is from RefSeq and is a predicted model, not a curated record. Gene Ontology annotation, biological process: cytoplasmic translation. NCBI's taxonomy places the organism in Eukaryota, Viridiplantae, Streptophyta, Magnoliopsida, Lamiales, Acanthaceae.